Messenger RNA from Adineta steineri, 882 nucleotides. NCBI's taxonomy places the organism in Eukaryota, Metazoa, Rotifera, Eurotatoria, Adinetida, Adinetidae. The record is from the annotation of a GenBank genome assembly.
AUGGCCGGUGGAACAAGUAACAAAUCAGCAUCACAAUUAAUGGCUGAAGCAAAUAAAAAAGCAAAAUCAGCAGGUGGAUUUUUUCAACGUAUGAUGGGUGCUGGUAGUACUGCAAAUGAUGAUGCUCGAGCACUUUAUGUUCAAGCUGGAAAUGCUGGCAAAGCUGAAAGUGAUUAUCCAACAUCAGUUGAAGCAUAUAAACGCGCAUUAGAUUUAAGUAGUGAAGAUUUUGAAAAAGCUCAAAUGUAUGAAGCUAUUGCAUCAUCAUAUAAAAUGUUUGAUGUUCCACAAGCUAUUCCACCAUUAACACGUGCUGCUGAAAUGCAUAUGUCACAAGGUAAAUGGACAAUGGCAUCUCAAACAUUGGAAAAAAUUGCUGAAUUAUAUGAACAAUUGAAUGACCUUGAUAAUAUGAUGAAAUGUUUAAAAGAAGCUCAUCGAUUUUUAAAACAAGAAGGACAAAAAGCGGGUGCUAAUCGAGUACAAAAGAAAAUGGCUGAAAUACUUGCACUUCAACAUGAAUAUAUUCGAGCACAACAAGAAUAUGAAGAAAUGGGCGAUAGAACAAAAGAUGAUAAUUUACUUAAAUAUGGUGCAAAAGAUUUUUGGUUAAGAGCGACAAUGUGUGCAUUAUGUAUUGAUGUUGAAAAUGCGAAUACGGCAUUGAAUCGUUAUACUAGUGAUAAUCCAUUAUUUGAAGAACGAACACUUGAAGUUAAAUUACUGCGACAAUUAAUAAGUGCUGUUGAAGAACAAAAUAAAGAAUUAUUUUUGAAACAUAUUGAUGACACACCAUUAUCAACAUUACGUUCGGAUCGCGUAUUUCGUUCAUUAUCAGACGACAUUGCGAAAAAGAUUAAUGGUGACGUUGAUCUUAAAUAG